Gasterosteus aculeatus aculeatus (three-spined stickleback) is the source of this 3231-nucleotide messenger RNA. It is a transcript of the gene ccdc85cb, whose product is annotated as coiled-coil domain containing 85C, b. NCBI's taxonomy places the organism in Eukaryota, Metazoa, Chordata, Actinopteri, Perciformes, Gasterosteidae. The record is from RefSeq and is a predicted model, not a curated record. Gene Ontology annotation, cellular component: apical junction complex.
UGGCUCUGCCUUUUGCCCCGCCCCUCCCUCACGUCUUGAUUGGCCACGUCGGCCCAAAUCGCUUUGGAAUGAUUUCAAACCCGAGCGUCGGGAGCAGAAGGAGGAGGUCCGCCGCUAAUCCCGAGCGGUCUGAGAGGAAAGGCUCGAGCCCAGCAAAGAGGCUUAUCCGGAGCAGCGCUUCACCCCGCAGCUCAGGUCCGGGUUUUGCCAGCUGGGACUUAUUGGUGCGUCGGGCUGUCUGUCUCUGUUUGCCGUGGACGGGGUGAUGUCCAGAGGACGCGGCGCGCUGUGCUGAACGGACCUGAUGAAAAAAAUCCCCGGUAAUCGAUUUCUAACCCCGAGCAUCCGCUAUUGACGGAAUAUCAGCGCCCGGCGGUUGAUCCCCAAAAUACAUUUAUCCUCUUUUUUUUUUCCUAUUCCGUUGUUCAUUAUCGGCCCGUUGAAGAGAAGCCGUAACGACACUUACAACGAUAUUCUGCACGAUGUACUCUCGUUGCAAUUCGACCCCGCAGCUCCGGCUUGGUUGAAAACCACUCGUCGCGGUUGUCUUCGAGCCGCCGGUUUACACCAAGCGAGCCUCCUCUUCGCCCGGGGGACAGACAUGGCCGGCAGCCCGUCCGACGGGCGGCAGGGGGACCUCGGCCAGCCCGCCGCCGCCGCCGCCGACGAGCUGCUGCGCUGCAGCCGAGAGGAGCUGCUGCGCAGGUUCCGGAGGGCGGACGGCGAGAAGAUGAACCUGAUGCUGGAACACGGCAACAUGAUGAAAGACGUCAACCGGCGGCUGCAGGUGCACCUGCACGAAAUCCGCAGCCUGAAGGAGAUCAACCAGAAGCUGCAGGACGACAACCAAGAGCUCCGGGAGCUCUGCUGCUUCCUGGACGACGACCGGCAGAAGGGGAAGAAGCUGUCCCGCGAGUGGCAACGCUUCGGCCGUCACACAGCCAGCGCCAUGUGGAAGGAGGUGGGCACCUACAUGAUGAAGCUGAAGGAGCUGGAGGCCAACCAGGACGACGUGCUGAGGGAGAACGCCGAGCUGAAGGAGAUCAUCUUCAUGCUGGACGAGGAGAGAAAUGGAGCGGGUUCCAGGAGCUCCAUAGACAGUCAGUCCAGUUUGAGCAACCUGAACGGCGGCACCGGGACCGUAAGGGACGUCGGGGACGGGAGCAGCACGUCCAGCGCAGGUAGUGCCGGCAGCCCCGAUCACCACAACCACAAACACAAGAACGGCAAGUAGGGCGCCACCACGAGGAGGUCCAUGGACGACCUGUCAGCGCCGCACCAUCACAGGAGCACCCCAAAUGGACUCAAUGAUUCCUCCUCCAACUACAUCAGGCAGCUGGAGAGCAAAGUGCGGAUCCUCGAGGAUGAUAACAAUAAGCUCCUCUCACAGUCCAACCCGGGUGACCUUCGUGCCCUGAGGAAGGGAAUGACCCUCUAUCACUCCGAGUCCCAGCUGUCAUCACUGCCCCAACGCCAGGACGCCAUGCACAAGGGUCCUGGCCGUCUCCCAACCAGCGAGUCUUCUCCAGCCACAGGCUACCUGUCCUGCGUCCAGAAGCCCGAGGCUGUGGUGCACGCCAUGAAGGUGCUGGAGGUCCAUGAGAACUUGGACAAGCAGGUUCCUGAGGACUAUGAGGACGACCUCAGUGAGAAAGAGAAGGCCAUUGUGAGAGAGAUGUGCAACGUGGUGUGGAGAAAGCUGGGUGACGCAGCAGGAUCAAAGCUGUCCGUCAGACAGCACCUCUCCGGGAACCAGUUCAAAGGGCCCCUGUAGCCUGGCAACCAGGGAGCGAGAGCGAUGAGGAGUUCCAGUACCUGCGCGUACGCUACCCAUCAUGCCGUGCACCUCAUCAAACAGACCUGCUAGUCUGUUGCUCACCUGCAAAACUUUACGUGUAUUACAUCUUUUUUUUUUUUAAAUCUCUCAGCGGGUUAUGAAGCGUCGACAACUGGCAGCUAGUUUUACUGAUUCACAACUUGUUUUUUCUUUCUUUGAUUUGGAGGCUUCCAGCUGCACAAUAGUGUCUCUUUGUAAACGUUGUAAUCAAACACCACCUUUAGUUCUUUGCAGCACAGCUGGGAUACAUGAAGCAAAACCUACAACAGGGUUUCAAGCAAAGACGAAGGUUUUAAUAGCGCCCCCUUUAGAUACCCCGACCCUGUCACAUAUACCCCCCCCCCCCCCUAGUGCGUAUAACUAGCAUUAGCAUUCUAAAGUGAUAACUCGGCAGGUGAGCUCGCGCCUCGUGCUCCUAGUCCAUAGAGAUGACUUCUAACUUGUGUAUAAUAUGUAUAAAACAUAGCACUACUUGUUAUAGUUGAUUUUACUUUGAUCUAUUUUGUAUUCUAGUGUGGCCAUGUGAUCAAUUACUUCUCCUAGUCAUUUUCUUACUUUGUGGAACUGACUAAAAUUGUAUGCUCGACAAUCAUUUUCUCAGGUUGAGAGGGCUACAGCUUUACCUGCGUGUGUGUGUGUGUGUGUGUGUGUGUGUGUGUGUGUGUGUGUGUGUGGUUUCCCUGCAGUUGUAGCAUCUUCACCUAUUAGGCAUUUGCUGAAUCCACACGAAAAGCCUGCACAAAAAUGUCACGGUCAAAUAUGAGACCCUCAGUUCAAUGAAUAUGGCGGCGGCGGCGGCGUCUCCUCCGGAUGAGACAGGUCCCUUUCGUUGGGCUCGGUCCUUUUCUGUGGAUUCAGCAGGUGUGUUCAUGUGGCAUGUUUCUUCAAUCUUCUUUCUCAAAGUCUUCCCUUAUGUCUCCUGAAAAGACUUAACAUUUAGAAACGAGUAUUUCUUGAUGUCAGAAUGAAUAAACACUGUUAUUGUUUAGUAUUGAUUGACAGGUGUCAGAUAUGGGAGAGCCAUUAGUAAGUGAACAGUCCACUUUUACAUUACUAAACUAUCAGAUGUUUACUGACAGCUGAGCGUCUCCACCUCUCGCACCUCUUCUCUCAAACAAUGGGGGUGGAAAUAAAUCAGAGUAUUUCUUUUUAAAAGUCCUUUUUUGUAGGAACUGAUUUGAAGCCAUGAUGCAAUUUUGAAUACUUAAUAAAUGGCAUUAGAUUUCAAAUAUGCCACUUGUUUUUCUGCAAGACGUUUUGGAUUUGGAACUCGUCUUAUUGUCUGUACAGAAUCUUAGAUUCCACAGUGUAAAUAAAGCAAUAUCUGUAAUAGCUCCCAUGGCUGUAGCCUCUUUUCACGACUUUGGAAUAAAUGAAUAAAGUUGUUGAAGGAC